Paraglomus brasilianum is the source of this 3264-nucleotide messenger RNA. The record is from the annotation of a GenBank genome assembly. Lineage: Eukaryota; Fungi; Glomeromycota; Glomeromycetes; Paraglomerales; Paraglomeraceae.
AUGGCUACGUUAUCUGCGACCGAUAGUCCAAGAAGAACUGUGUCGUCACCCAAUAUUACAACAAAGCCUACUUCACAUAAUGCGUUGGAAGAAUCUAUAAGAACGUACAAAUUACUUGAGGCUUUGCGAGCUGGUGACACAGCAUUAUUAUCUACCCUUCUAUCCACCAAAGAGGAAACCGCGUCAACAUUCCAAACGUCACCUCUUACGCUCGCUACUCAAUGUGCUACAACAGCCACGAUCAAUUUCAUUCUGAAUAACUUUUCUAGUAUAAUCGAUAUCAAUCAGCGCGAUCAAUAUGGUAAUACAGCGUUACAUUAUGCUGCGAAAGCAGGACGAACAGACGUUGUUGAAGUAUUACUCAAACGGAAGAACAUCAACGAUACAAUACUGAACAAUGAUGCAAAACAACCAAUCGACGUUGCUAAAACGCCAGAAGUAGCUGAAAUCUUGCGAGUUGAUCGAAAACAGUAUAUAGAGCACGUUACUGCCCUAUUUCGACAAUUCGUUGGACAGAAUAAUUUUAAGGCUUUACAGAAUCUAUUCCAUGACCCACGAGCUGCAGCCUUGAUAGAUAUCAAUCAUCAGGAUUCAAGCACUGGUGCCACUCUGUUGCAUGAAGCUGUUCGAAAGAAAGAUCUGGAAAUGAUAGAAUUCUGUCUGGAUCAUGGGGCUGACGUGUCGAUAAGAGAUAGGAAAGGAAAGUUGGCUCUUGAUCUCGCUAAAGAUGAUAGAAUAAAAACAAUUUUAAAAGAUGCUACGAAUCAAACUAGUAUUAUCACUAUAACUUUACCAAACCAGCAGCCAAAGCUGAAAGGUUACCUGCACAAGUGGACCAAUUAUGCUGGUGGAUAUAAGACAAGAUGGUUUGUACUAGAAGAUGGCAUCCUAUCGUAUUUCAAGAAUCAAGACGACGCUGGAAACUCGUGUCGUGGUUCUAUUAGUAUGAAAAUAGCACAUAUAAACCCUGAUUCUUCCGACAGACAACGUUUCGACAUAAUUGGUAAAGGCUCGAUACGAUAUCACCUGCGUGCGAAUCACCCGAAUGAAGCAAAGAAAUGGAUUUUGGCCUUGCAACAAUCUAUGCAAUGUUAUAAUACAAGAAGGCCGAGUCUAAACGAGGAAAUAAGCAUUUCCCCUGUCGCAGAUGAUGGUGCGCGUUCAAGUCGAAGCAUACAACGAGCCGAGAAUGCUAGUUCAUCUCAGCGUGAGCGGUCGAGAUCGCCGUCUGACGAUUCAAUUGAAGCCGACGAGUUGCCACACGGUGAGAAUUACCAAAUGUCCAUUAGUUCCGCGAGGGCACAAAUAGAUCUGCAAAAACAGCUUUCGCGGUCAUUAAUAAAUGUCAUGUCCGCUAACGAACUAUCACAAUUGGACAAUAAGAUUGUUGUUGAAACGUUUGAAAAAUCACUUAACGAGUUGCACAUUUUUGUUGAAGAUGUAAUACGUAUGAGCGAAGAUCGAGAUUCAUAUUGGCAGCGAAAGGUUGGGAAUGAAUUAGAGGCCAAAAGGCUCUGGGAAGAAAGUAUGCGAGCACUGACGAUCGAACAAGUCCAGAUGGAACAGGUUAUCCAAGAUAAUAUAUUAGAGCAAAAAAGAAAAAAGCGACAAAUGCGUGCAACAUAUUCUGGGAGAUCAGUAUCUCCAAUAUCGCCACAUGCAGAUAUGUCAAACAUAACUGAUAGGGGUAGCCAGUCGGAUCUGGUUAUGACCGAAGUAUUAGAGUCUAUCGAAGUUAUACAAUACGGAGAGACUGAGAGAUAUGAUUCGGAUGAUGAAUUUUUUGAUGCGAUGGAUGCCGAAAAUGAGGAGCUUGCAGAAGUGGCCCGUGCGCUAAUAACCCCGCUUACAACAGACAAGUCCGGCGUACUACAGCCUUACAUAGCACCAUCAUAUGCAGGAUAUCCACCAAAAAUACGUGAACGACUUCCGUUGGAUCAGAAGUCUCUACGACCAGAAGUAUCGUUAUGGUCUAUCUUGAAGAAUUCUAUAGGAAAGGAUCUCAGUAAAAUUACAUUACCGGUGUACUUCAACGAGCCCACGUCCAUGCUACAGAGAAUGGCCGAAGAUAUGGAAUAUAGUGAACUUCUUGAUAUUGCAGCAAGUCAGAAGGGCAGCACUGAGAGAAUUCUAUAUGUUGCGGCAUUUGCAAUGAGCAAUUAUUCAAGCACCGUUGGAAGGAUUGCUAAACCAUUUAAUCCCUUGCUGGGGGAGACCUAUGAAUAUGUUCGACCCGACAAAGCUUUUCGAUACGUGUCUGAACAAGUCAGCCAUCAUCCGCCCAUAAGUGCGUGCUAUUGCGAAUCGCCAAAUUACGAAUUUUUUGCAGAGGUUGAUGUGAAAUCAAAAUUCUGGGGAAAGUCAUUCGAAAUUAUGCCGAAAGGAGUAUCGCAUGUAAGCCUAAAGGUUCCUAAAGAAUAUAUGCCGCCAGAUGCUAAACAAACACCAAUAGACGCGAGCGACAAUCCAGCUGCUUUUAUGGAACACUAUUCAUGGAAAAAGGUUACUACUUGCGUGAACAAUUUAAUUGUCGGAACACCAUGGAUCGAUCAUUAUGGAGAUAUGGUAAUCACCAAUCAUCUUACGGGAGACGUGUGUGUGUUGACAUUCAAAGCUCGUGGCUGGCGAGGAAAAGAUGCGUUCGAGAUCAGAGGACAUGUAAAAAAUUCACAAGGACAAGAGGUCUGGGAAAUAGCUGGACGAUGGAAUGAACGGUUACUUGCAAGGCCAAGUGGUAAUUGGUCUUCACAAAGUGAGGAUGAUCUUGGUAGUGAUGCCGCCGCAGCUUCCGCACAUGUGGUCGAUGGGAUAUCACCUACAAGUAAUCUACCAACUCAUUAUCGUGGCAAAAUAGUUUUAUUAUGGAAACGGACACCACUACCUGAAGAACCGAUGCCUUUUAAUCUUACACCUUUUGCUAUCACUUUAAAUGACCUCCCGGACUCGCUAAAGCCAUGGUUGGCUCCAACUGAUUCUCGUUUGCGACCUGAUCAGCGAGGGCUUGAGACUAAUCAAUACGAUGUUGCCAGCACUGAAAAAGUACGUCUUGAAGAGAAGCAGCGGAGCAAACGACGUGCGCGGGAACUUGGGCAGUUACCUGAAUGGAAGCCACGAUGGUUUGAGCGUGAUACUGAACCAGAUACUAACGAAGGAUAUUGGAAAUUCAAUUUCGAAUAUUGGAAGGAGAGAGAGAGGGUCGGAAAAGAGCGAAUAGAUGGGGCUAGUCCUGCAAAAUGGGAUAUCGUUAACGAAGACAUUUUCUAA